UUAAAUAUUAACGUAUACAAGACGACUUUCGAAAAGCAAAGUUUUAUUAUACUAUUGGAUCCAUAAACCUAAAGAAAACAAAUUUUGUUAAAUCUAUGCCAAGUACAUUUUAAAAGUGAAAACAAUGUCUGAGCACAAGAUCUUUCUGCAAGAGCACAAAGAUAAAGUGGAAAGUAACGUUAACAAGUUGAGGGAAGCGGCAAAUGGUGACGAUGCUAGUGCAAGGAGAUCGGCGUUAAUUUCCGUUAUAAACGAUACCUUUAAUUGUUACCUUGCUAGAUAUAUGUCGAAAAGCUUUCAAGAGCUGAUAGAGCAGCACCGACGAGAUGUUUUGGACACCAUCUGUAAAAAUACUGAGAUACUGAAAAGCUUAUGUGAUCUUCACUUGAAUCCAGAUUCGGAGAUAUUGUCCAUGACUCAAGAUUUGGAGAUAUUGUCCUUACAGCUGAUGGUGGAGCUUACCGAUAAGUCGGAUGAUUUAUGUAAUGCUGUUUGUCAAAUACCAGAAUAUCUUGCUUUUUUGAAGGGAGUUUUAGAUAGCAAUAAUACUGUUGAUGAUGAUGACAAAGAUGGUGAUGACAAUGAUGGUGGUGAUGGUAGCGGUAGUGGUGGUAAUGAUGAUGAUAGUGAUGGUGAUGAAAUAUCAGAUGGCAAGAAAAAGCGGUUAUACUUCGUCAUUACCAUUGUCCAUAACCUUGCGAAGAAUGAAAACAACCUGUCUGUGUUACGUAAUUGCGAAUUACAACUAUCGUUGAGAAAAUACAUAUAUGAUGAUGAUACAACUAUUGUUGCUCUUCUUGGUUUUGCUGCAAUUAUGUCCGAGGAAGAAAACAUGACCAUUGAGGGCCGUGGUUCAAUAAUUAAAACAUUAAUGGAUGAACUGGAAAGCAGCCUAGAUAGCGAUGUACACAUAUCAAUAGGUGGUUGGGAAAGUAUCGACUUGGAAAGAGGAAUUCUCAAUCUAGCCAGAUGUGACGACAAUAAAAAGAUGUUAGUGGAACAAAAUUGUUUGCCUAACAUGUUGAAGAUGGCCAAGUCUCAGAAUCCAACUGAGCGGAUGAUUGCCUUGAGAUGUUUAUGGACGCUUGUUUUUGAUGAUGACAUCAAAAAGAAAGUAGUUGAUGAGCCCGGUAUGGUUGAUUUUCUUGAUGGAAAACGGCGAUCACCAGAUGAAGAAAAUAAAGACGAUACAAAACUUUGCCAUAAUAUCCUAUGGACUCUACGAGAUACUCUAACAAAAUCUGGUAGAUAUGAAACAAUUGGAAAAGAAAUGAGUGUGGUUUCAGUGGACGAUGGUUGCAAAGAAGGCGAUUUCCAAAAUUUAACGGAGGAAGAACAACCUGUUGGCCAGAUAAUGAUGAGUUAUACUUUGGAUAAACAGGAUUCAGUGAUACAAAUACGAGAUCAACUCAAGGCUAACAAUUUUAGGGUAUGGAUGGAUAACGAAGCAUCAGCUCUUGAGGCGAUGAUCAAAGCUGUUGAUACAGCUAAGAUUGUAAUCAUGUGUGUCUCUCGAAAACACAAAAACAGUGAAAAAUGCAGAGCUGCGGCCGAAUAUGCCAUUCAGAAGAAAAGAAGGAUUAUACCCGUACUGAUGGAAUCAAGUUACAAACCAGACGGAUGGUUGGGAAUUAUUUGUGGAGAAAAAUCAUGGUAUGAUUUCAGUGAUGGCCAGUUAACAAAUUCAAACAUGGAAGGAUUUCUAAAAGCAGUGAAAAAUGUCAAUGUCUUGAAAUAAUCUAUGUUACUUUACGUUAAUCCACAAGCCGCACCAUAAUAUGACUACGAAAAGGUUUUAAUGGAUGUGAUUCAGUUAACUUAAAUUUGUAAUGGUUUCAUUGAUUAUGGUUUUAUUGGUGCCAAUGAACAAACAUAAUGCCAACAAGACUUUUAUUUAUUGGUGCCAAUAAGCAGGCAUAAUGCCAACAUGAUUAUGAUUUAUUAUGAUUCUAUUGAUGUCAAUAAACAAGCACGGUGCCAACAUGAUUUCGAUUUAUUGUGAUUUUAUUGGUGCCAAUAAACAGGCAUGAUGCCAGCAUGAUUUUAAUUUAUUAAGAGUUUAUUAGUGUCAAUAAACAAGCAUGAUAUCAACAUGAAUAUAAUGAUUUUUGGUGCCAAUGAACAAGCACGAUGCCAAUGUUUUCGAUUUAUUGUUAUUUUAUUAAUGUCGAUGAACAAGCACCUACUCCAAUAUUUGAUUUAUUUGUGCCAAUGAACAAGCAGGAUAGUAACAUGCUAUUUAUUUUAAAUAUAUAAUCGAUAAAAGAACAUGUUAACGUUUAUUUCAAUACAAAUGUAUUUUAAAAUUCACUUUUAUUUAUCACGAUAACGAUCAUACAAGUCAUAUAAAAGUGUUUUAGCCACCAUGUUCUUUUUUUUUAAAAAAAAAAUAAAUAAAGGCUGAAUCAUUUUAUUUGGCUUUCACAAUUUUAAAAUUCACUUUCAUUCACCAUACUAACGAGAAGUUAAUUGAUUAAUGUUGUUUAAUUUUAAUAGACAAACAGGGUGCCACCGUGGUCCAUUUAUUGUAAAAAAUGGAAUCAUUGUAAACAACUUUCACAAUUAAAAAUGUAUAUUAAGGAUAG
Messenger RNA from Patella vulgata (common limpet), 2585 nucleotides. RefSeq lists its product as uncharacterized. The record is from RefSeq and is a predicted model, not a curated record. Gene Ontology annotation, biological process: signal transduction. NCBI's taxonomy places the organism in Eukaryota, Metazoa, Mollusca, Gastropoda, Patellidae. The transcript is spliced from 7 exons. Bases 125 to 1738 code for a protein of 537 amino acids.